Molecule: messenger RNA, 2307 nt
Organism: Arctia plantaginis
Lineage: Eukaryota; Metazoa; Arthropoda; Insecta; Lepidoptera; Erebidae
Source: the annotation of a GenBank genome assembly
AUGGCUCCGAAGCCACCACCUCCGCCGGGGCCUCCGCCGCCACCAGGGCCCCCGCCUCCACCCGUGUUUGGAGGGCCUUCUAAAGGUUCGAAAGGUUCAAGUGAUGAUAGAGGUGCUUUGUUAAGUUCUAUAAGACAGGGCACUAAUUUGAAAAAGACUCAUACAGUAGAUAAAAGUGGGCCGUACAUACCUGGGAAAGUGUCAAAUGUGUCGAGUGGUGCGUCUUCAGGUGGGAAUUCACCCAGAACUGGUGCUCAGCUACAGAAUGGCGGUGGUGGUGGACCACCAGCUUUAGGGGGUCUAUUUGCUGGUGGUAUGCCAAAAUUACGAUCGACGGGUAAACUGCCAGGCUCCAGCACACCAAAUGGCCAAGUAAAGGUAGACGCACCUCGGUUUCCUCCGCCACAACCGCAUCAACCUCAUCAACCUUUACAAAAGAAAUCACCAGAGAAGACGAGGCCGGCGAUGCCUCCAGCGCCAUCAGGAGGCUCCAAUUUUGGUGCAUUGUCGGCAGCAUUAUCAGAAGCGCUAGCUGGCCGUGACAAAGACACAAACAUAAGGGAAACUAGAGAAUUACCUAGAGAACCGCCGGCGAGGCCUGCGGUUAGAAGACAACCAAGCGAUAUAAGAACAAGAGGGCCUCCGCCCCAGCCACCUGUACAGAAACCAGCCAUGCCUUUGAGUUCAUCUGAUUCCGUGUUAACGACGAAUUCAGUUCUGGAACGUAUUAGUAGUCUUCAGCAGCAGGUGUCGGAGCAGACACUAGCUCCUCAUGUGUCUACCACGCUGCACAGAAAUAGGAGUUCACUCCACGCAGCUGGACAAGGGGCCCUUGGUGGUAGUAUGACAUCUCUUUCUUCACCAACACCGCCGGCACAUUCUCCAGCGCCUUCACUAUCCACCUCAGACUUGUGCGAACGCCCCAGAGUGAGCCACGGCAAACCAAAUCUGGCUCCAAAGCCGCCAGCUCCAGCUCCUGAUACAAGACCAUCGCCACCGCCGAAGAAGUUGCUCACCAACGGGAAGAUUGCUGGAAGAACUCAGAGUAUGAGGGUCCCAAGAUCCCCGCCGACAUCUCCGUCGUCUCCUCAAACAGGCGGGACGCGUCCCUUCAAUCUACCGCCUGCUCCUGUUAAUCCCCCCAUUGGGACGAAGAAUCCUGCAUCACAUUUCGGAACACUCCGUGCACCUCGCGGCAUGCGGCCCCCCGGCGUGUGUCCGCCCCCGCCCCCUGGCGCCCCACCUCCGCCCCCACCACCCGGCGCGCCGCCCCCACCGCCCCCUGCACGACACGCGCAGCCGCCUCCACCACCUCCGCCGCACCAUAGACACCCUACCCUAAACGGCGACGAGGCUCCCGCCCCACCAGUGCGCGGCUCGUCAAAGCGCGACCUGGAGGCGCGGUUCGCGGACCUGUUCAACCCCCCCUCGCUGUUCCCCAACCCCGAUCCCUUCAUGCGCAUCGCCAAGGGCUACAGCAGCGCGACAGUCGCCGUGAGCAAGGCGCAAGCACCACCACCACCCCUUCGCGUGCCUCUGGACGCCUGCACAGCGCACCUGGUCCCCGAUGCCCACCCUGCACACGCGUUACUCUCCGUCGCGCACGCACUCCUAUGCCCCGCCAACACUCUCGCUGCCCCUGUUCUUACCAACCUCAAACCUGAUCCAGAUCUAACCGUCCUACCCAUAGACGAAAUUACCAUGCCGGAGGAAGAUGUCAGCGAUCUUCAGGAUGUUUUCGACGCCAUUAAUAAGCUGUGCGAAACCAUGAGGACCUCCACUUAUGAAGCUACGGAAGCAGAAACUAUUGAGGAACCUACGGUCAUUGAAGAGAUUGAGGAAGUAGUAGAAGUCAUAGAAACUGUCGACAUUACGAAAAUAGUUGAAUGCGAAGAGAAACUAGCGAGUCCUACAGAGGUAGACGUGAGGAUAGUUGACGCGUAUCGCGCCGAGCAUUGGAGCGAUGCCCUCUCACCUCCCGAGGAGGAGGAAACUGAACAGGCGCAGGCUGCAGUCGAGCCGGUUAGCGAAAUGUAUUACACGGCCUCGUCCGAAGUGUCGCUACUAUCUGAAGGGGAAGCACCAGAGAAAGCUCCCGUAGAUGAGGAUGCCGUGCCCCAGGAACAAGAGAGAGAGGAUAAGGAGUCGCGAAAGGAGUGCGUGAUAGCGGGGCACGUGGCGGCUAUGCGUGAACGUUUCGAAAGCAUGACGCGGGAGAACACGCCGUGUCCUGACCUCGCGCGCUCCACGUCGCCGACGUUCGAUGUGUUCCGAAAUAUAACGCCUUCUCCUGACCGCCUCGGAUAG